Molecule: messenger RNA, 2520 nt
Organism: Mercenaria mercenaria
Lineage: Eukaryota; Metazoa; Mollusca; Bivalvia; Venerida; Veneridae
Exons: 2
Coding region: 80-2182 (700 amino acids)
Source: RefSeq, a predicted model, not a curated record
CUGAUAAUGAAAGAAAAACAAGAAAUGGGAUUUUCCAACUUUCUGUUUUAAAACAAGGAACUGGCAUUUAAUUAAAAAAAUGUCACAAAUUCCCGAUUACACACAUAAUGUGUCUCUGAGACUGUCUCAAGUGCUUGAUGAGAUUGGAGUGGAUGAGAGAAUAGUGUUGAAGAGAAGAAGACUACAAUUACUGAAUGAGUCUUUACGAACAAUAACACAACAAUUAAUGAAUGUAAAUAAUUCUUUGUAUUUCUUUGGCAGUAAAACAGAAAGUACAACAACACCGGGACUUCAGUCAGACUUUGACUGUCUUUACAGUAUCAAUGAUUUUAAUAUAAUAACAGACUGGAGUGAAUGGGAACCUGGUGUAACAAAUUUCUUGAUGAUCCAGGAUGAAACUGUGUCACCUGGAUACUGUUUGUUACAGCAUCUGAGAGAUGAUGCUCCUCUUCCGUACAAUGAUGUAGCGAAUGAACAUUAUUACAGAGAUAGGAGAGGAAGAAUACUGCUGAAGAAUACACUCAUCAAUGCUGCUUACGAAGAAGGAGAUGUGAGACAUGGUCCAGCACAUACAGUACAAGGAGUACUUGGACAUAGUGAUUCAGACUUAGUAUUUGCACUUUCCUGUAAAUCCUGGCCUGUACAAGCAAUCCAAUGGUUAGAUCAGCAAGGUGUUGGAGGAUGGCCUUCAGAAGAAAUGAAAAGAUACUGCAGCAGCACUGGAUGUUUCGCUGUAGGUGUUGGAAACAAAGGCAGUGAAAAUGAAGAACUUGAAUGGAGAAUAUCUACUUCGCUAGCUGAGAGAUGUCUUAUGUUUAAUUUAAACAUUACACAAAUCAGAUGUUAUGUUCUGAUGAAAAUGAUUUUAAAAACCUUCAUCAGUUCACAGUAUCCAGAAAGCAUUUCCAGUUUCAUGUGUAAAACAGUGUUACUUCAUUGUAUUGCUAACACACAAUCUAUUGCCUGGAGGGAAAACACCUUGCUAACAUGCCUCACACUUUGUUUAUUAAGACUUUACGACUGUGUUUUAAAUGAAGUUUGUCCACACUUCAUCAUCCCAGACAACAAUUUAAUGGCAGAACGUUUUUUACCUCACAUUAAGCCCUUCAUACUUGACACACUUCAGUAUGUGGCUAGUAGUAAUGGAAGGGCAUUACUUGAGAUUGACUGUGAUGAUUUUGGCUUGAGACUUCAAAUAAAGAACAAUGGUAUGUGUAUAACAGAUCCACAAUGCAUAUCAACCCUUAUUUCAGGACAAAUAUUUAAAAAUAUUGCUACAGAAGUAACAGACCAAAACAAAUUACUUUCUCAAACAACCAAUGGCUGUAGCAUACCAGAAGUACUGCAGCUGUUAUCAACAUACAUGUUCAGACUGAACAACAAGUACUUAAAUGCCAACCAAAAACAAGAAAAAAUAGCCUGUUGUGUUAUUGCACAGCAGAUAUGUAAAACUCUAGGAUCUGUUCUGGCAUCCUCAAACAUUUAUCUUCAAGGCAGAGUAACGAUGGAGGCUCUCACUUGGUUGUUAUAUGGACUGAACUCUGAUGUUUCAUCUGGUAAACUGAAACUAGCAUCAAUCUUUUACUGCAUGGAAGAUACUGAAAGAACAAACAUGAUCCUGAAAGACACUGAAGAAUGCUAUGAUCUCAGUGUGGUGGAACCUGUAUGUGGCUGCUAUCUUUAUGAACAUCAAGUCAGUAGAAGUGCAUUUAACAGGUUAUCUUUUCAACAAAAUGAAGAUGCCCUAGUGAAACAUAUAUCUGCAUUCUGUGUCAUAUUUUUGCCAUGUGAAAUAAACUGCUGUCCCUAUGAGCUGCAACACGAAAUGUUUCGAUCCACACAGGAAGACUUAGCUUGCAGAAGUAAAGAGGACUACUGGAUGGACUGGGCUGUAGUGGACUCUCUUCCAUAUCUCUAUUUUCUACAAUAUAAGACAUGUAACAGUUUAAGAAGACACAGAGAAAAACAAAGAGCAUUAUCUAAUCUUGUAAGGACCAUUGAUGAGGAAGCAAACCUCGGACACAGAGAAACAGCUCUGAACCUACUUGGACAGUGCAUGGAACAAGAGAACAGACGUACUGAUGCUUUAAGGUGCUACCUGUUGUCUCUUCAGAUACGGGGAAGAAACAAUGCUGCAAAGUUUCAUAUUUGUAGACUUUUAAGCACACUGAUAAAUCAUUAGCUGAGGUUAAAACUCUUCUUCAAUGGCAAACCAAACAUUUUGGAAACAAUUCCCAACUUUCCUGAAUCACAGUGGUGCAAAGUACACUCAGGAUAUAUUAUGGUUGUGUGAAGUAUACAUGGUAUAUAUUGGUGGUAAAAUAUACAUCAGAUAUAGCCCAAAAGGGAUAUAUAAACAAACAUAUUUGUCAUUAUUUUUCUCCAGAUAAGACCUAUCUGUAUAAAUGUUUAUCUACAAUAUCCACAAAUGAAACAUAUAUUUAGUACCUAAUAGCUGAAUGAUAAUUCAGCCUAUGGUGCACUGUUUAAUGUUAACAAGAUAGUAAACCGUGAAAUAUU